Messenger RNA from Trematosphaeria pertusa, 1453 nucleotides. RefSeq lists its product as uncharacterized. Lineage: Eukaryota; Fungi; Ascomycota; Dothideomycetes; Pleosporales; Trematosphaeriaceae. The record is from RefSeq and is a predicted model, not a curated record. The transcript has 4 exons. Bases 208 to 1266 code for a protein of 352 amino acids.
UUGCAGUUGAGAGUGAUCAGAGGGGAAAGGAGGAAGACUCAGGAAUCGCUACGCGCCCGGAACGUGGAACAGAUGCGCCAGCACUUUGGAGAUCAUUGCCCGCUGAACCACUCCAGGCUGUCCGAUGCAGAUACCACCCAUAAUCCCUACAGCGAUUUCUUAGUUGACCUUGAUACUAGGUAGGCACUUCUAUCAACCACCGUCAAGAUGCCUAUGAACUGGAACACCGAGAACGAUCGCAUCCUGCUCUUGAAGCUGAUCGAGACUCAUGGCAUCUCUGUCGACUCGGCCAAGAUUGCCGCAGCCUGGCCCAAGGAUGCUCCCGUUAAGCCAACCUCACGUGCAAUCACCGAGCGCUUUGUAAAGCUCCGGAAGAUGGCUGGUAUCAACGCCACUAUCACGACCUCGACCCCCUCCAAAGCUCGCGCGCGUCCGUCGAAGUACGUCAACACCCCAAGUUCCUCCACGAAGAAGCGCAAGGCCAAGGGCGAUUCCGAGUCCGAUGCUGAAGAUGACAUCACUGAUGGAGAGGAUACGCCGACGAAGAAGAAGCCCGCUCAGCGUGGUGGAAGCAAGUCAGGCGGUCGGGGCGGAGUGGGAUCGUCUGUGCGCGUCAAGACCGAGUUCCCCGACAACUCAUUCACCAACGCAGAAGACUUAGACUUCGAGGCGCUUUCCGCUCAUGCCACCAGGCUCCGCGAGGCUGUCAAUAACGGCGGCACACCCGACCGUGACUACUUGUUCUCGGACCAUGGCAUUCCCAACUACGGUUCUAGUCCAGUCUCUGCCUUCGCCAGCGCUUCCAACGGCUUGAAUGGCUUCACCGACCAAUCCUUCCUUGGCUUCGGGAGCGGAAAUAACGGCCUAGGUGCGGGCUUGAGCGGCUUCGGUGUGACGAGCAACGGCAUGGGCUUCUCCCUCAACAGCAAGACCGGCAGCAUGCCAGUUCAAGCUGGAGAUCCCCUCUCGACGCCCACUCGCCGCCUCAACUUCAACGCCACCCCGAAUUCCACUCAUCCUGCCAACGGCGCCGCCAACCGCUCGCCCACUCGAGCCACCCGCCCGUCCGCCGCCCCAAGCAAUGAUUCGGCCGUUCGUACCGAGCAACGCGCCCGCUCUGCUCGCAAGGCAUCCCAGCAGGCGUCCGAAGGCAUGGCGGCCUGGAUCCAGCAGCAGAAGGCUGAGGAUCGCGAGGACGGCCAGAAGUCGAGCGAGGAGGACAGUGCGGCAUCUGAGUUCCGCGAAAGUGAUGGAGAGUAUGUUUGAUAGAGCAUGGCGGUGGAUAGAGGGCUAAAGGCCUGGAAGGUAGGGGAUGCGGUGGCGAAAUUGGAAAAGCGAUGCUUGUAGAUUUGGCGCUUUUAUGGGGCUGGAGACACUUAGGCUUGCUUUUCCUUUCCUUUUUGGGGUUAUGCUGCAGGGGUCGAUGACCUUCAUGCAGCUCGAUGACUUGGUC